AUGUCUAUAGCUAGUUACGCUCAAGAAUUAAAGUUAGCUCUACAUCAAUAUCCGAACUUUCCAAGUGAGGGCAUUCUGUUUGAAGAUUUCUUGCCCAUCUUCAGAAAUCCAGGUCUUUUUCAAAAAUUGAUCGACGCUUUCAAGCUGCAUUUAGAAGAAGCUUUCCCAGACACCAAAAUCGAUUAUAUCGUCGGGUUGGAAUCCCGUGGGUUCUUGUUCGGCCCAACUUUAGCUAUGGCCUUAGGUGUUGGUUUCGUUCCAGUUAGAAAGGGAGGUAAACUGCCUGGUGAAUGCGCCAGAGCGACAUACCAAAAAGAGUACGGUUCUGAUGUUUUUGAAAUACAAAAGAAUGCUAUUCCAGCAGGUUCCAACAUUGUUAUUGUUGACGACAUCAUUGCCACCGGUGGUUCAGCUGCAGCCGCUGGUGACUUAGUCGAACAAGUUGAAGCCAACCUUUUGGAAUACGAUUUCGUCAUGGAGUUGGACUUUUUGAAGGGUAGGGAUAAGUUAAAUGCUCCAGUCUUUACCUUAUUGAACGCUCAAAAGGAGGCUUUGAAGAAAUAA
Saccharomyces kudriavzevii IFO 1802 is the source of this 564-nucleotide messenger RNA. It is a transcript of the gene APT1, whose product is annotated as adenine phosphoribosyltransferase APT1. Gene Ontology annotation, cellular component: cytoplasm. The coding region runs from base 1 to 564 and encodes 187 amino acids. The record is from RefSeq and is a predicted model, not a curated record. Lineage: Eukaryota; Fungi; Ascomycota; Saccharomycetes; Saccharomycetales; Saccharomycetaceae. Gene Ontology annotation, biological process: AMP salvage; adenine salvage. Gene Ontology annotation, molecular function: adenine phosphoribosyltransferase activity; adenine binding; AMP binding. The transcript has a single exon.